AUGCAAAGUGCAGUGUCGGAGAUUCUUAAGACCUUGAAUGCGUUGCAACAUCCGCGGACCCACUGUUCUUGGUACGCUCUGCGUGGUGCAACUCGUUUGCUACGACGCCCAGCAGAGACACCUUCGACCAUCAUGCUAAGCGACGAUCCCGAUGAGCGAGAGCAGGGUACAGCAGCUGAGCUGUCCUCGGGUUUGAACACCUGCAUUCCUGACACCCCGCGUACAGCAGUAUCGAGAGGAUUGAUUGUUCAACGAACGAUGAAGCGUGUCGGAUCGGACCCCGAAGCAGACAAGCGCGGCAUGCGGCGGAACGGUCCAGACCCCGUUAACGUUUUUUUUGAGUUUCCCUUUUCGGAGCCAUUCCGCUUUUGA
Molecule: messenger RNA, 372 nt
Organism: Pseudozyma hubeiensis SY62
Lineage: Eukaryota; Fungi; Basidiomycota; Ustilaginomycetes; Ustilaginales; Ustilaginaceae
Exons: 1
Coding region: 1-372 (123 amino acids)
Source: RefSeq, a predicted model, not a curated record